ACCUGACCUGAGCAAAGUGUGUAAGGGACUCAGAUCUACGACGAGACUGAAUCCCUUUUUCUUCAUCAUCUUCUUCUCGAUCUAUUUCUGAAUCUUAAACUCUUCCGUCUCUCUCUCUCUCUCUUGGGCUAUCUACGGACGCAUAAGCACGUUUGUCUGGUAAUGCUGCUGGUCAUCGGCGUGACGGUGUGCUUAAUUGCUUCCUACGUGAAUUGAUCUGAUCUGAUCUGUGGGUGUUUCUGAUUCGUCAUCAGGGAAUAUGCUGACGAAGUUCGAGACAAAGAGCAACAGAGUUAAGGGUCUCAGCUUUCACAGCAAAAGGCCAUGGAUUCUUGCGAGUUUGCACAGCGGUGUGAUCCAGCUUUGGGAUUACCGUAUGGGGACUUUGAUCGAUAGGUUUGACGAGCAUGAGGGACCUGUUCGCGGUGUUCAUUUCCACAAAUCACAGCCUUUGUUCGUUUCAGGAGGGGAUGAUUACAAAAUUAAGGUUUGGAAUUACAAAACUCACAGGUGCCUGUUCACACUUCUUGGGCAUCUUGAUUAUAUACGCACGGUCCAGUUUCACCAUGAGUACCCAUGGAUUGUGAGUGCUAGUGAUGAUCAGACUAUCCGCAUCUGGAACUGGCAGUCGAGGACUUGUAUUUCUGUCUUGACUGGUCACAACCAUUAUGUUAUGUGUGCUUCUUUCCAUCCUAAAGAUGACCUUGUUGUAUCAGCGUCCUUAGACCAGACGGUCCGUGUUUGGGAUAUCGGGGCUCUUAGGAAGAAGACUGUAUCUCCUGCUGAUGACAUCCUACGAUUGAGUCAGAUGAAUACUGAUCUUUUUGGGGGCAUUGAUGUUAUAGUCAAGUAUGUUCUGGAAGGUCAUGACAGAGGAGUCAACUGGGCUGCUUUUCACCCCACCCUUCCUCUCAUUGUCUCUGGUGCAGAUGACCGUCAAGUGAAGUUGUGGCGCAUGAACGAAACUAAGGCCUGGGAGGUGGACACACUGCGAGGUCAUAUGAAUAAUGUGUCAUGCGUCAUGUUCCAUGCAAAACAAGACAUUAUUGUAUCUAACUCCGAGGAUAAAAGCAUUCGUGUCUGGGAUGCUACCAAGCGAACUGGACUCCAAACUUUCCGCCGUGAACACGACAGGUUCUGGAUUCUUGCGGUUCAUCCAGAGAUGAAUUUAUUGGCCGCGGGACAUGACAACGGUAUGAUUGUCUUUAAACUUGAGAGGGAACGCCCUGCAUUUUCUGUGAGUGGUGAUUUUUUGUUCUAUGCCAAAGAUAGAUUUCUUAGGUACUAUGAGUUUUCGACGCAAAGAGACUCACAAGUCAUCCCUGUACGCCGUCCUGGUACUCCAAGCCUGAACCAAAGUCCUAGGACCUUAUCUUACAGUCCGACAGAAAAUGCAGUUCUUGUAUGCUCAGAUGUGGAUGGCGGUUCUUAUGAGUUGUACAUCGUACCAAAAGAUAGCGUCGGCAGGAGUGACUUCGUUCAGGAGGCAAAAAGGGGGCCCGGAGGUGCUGCUGUCUUUAUAGCUCGAAACCGGUUUGCUGUUCUUGAGAAAAGCACGAACCAAGUGCUGGUCAAGAAUCUCAAGAACGAGAUGGUAAAGAAGAGUUCCCUACCGAUCCCCACUGAUGCUAUAUUUUAUGCUGGGACAGGAAAUUUGCUUUGCAGAUCUGACGAUAGGGUUGUUAUAUUUGAUCUUCAACAAAGACUGGUUCUCGGUGAACUUCAGGCCUCAUUUGUCAGAUACGUUGUUUGGUCAAAUGACAUGGAGACUGUCGCUUUACUAAGCAAGCAUACUAUCAUCAUCGCCAGCAAGAAGCUUGUCCACCACUGCACCCUUCAUGAAACAAUACGUGUGAAGAGUGGAGCUUGGGAUGACAACGGUGUCUUUAUCUACACAACUUUGAACCAUAUCAAAUAUUGUCUCCCUAAUGGAGAUAGUGGAAUAAUCCGAACUCUAGAUGUUCCUAUCUAUAUCACAAAGGUUUCUGGGAAUAACAUCUUCUGCUUGGAUCGGGAUGGGAAAAACAGGGUUAUUGCCAUUGAUGCAACAGAAUACAUUUUCAAGCUUUCCCUGUUGAGGAAGAGGUAUGAUCAUGUCAUGAGCAUGAUUAGGAAUUCCCAACUUUGUGGGCAGGCUAUGAUUGCUUAUCUGCAGCAGAAAGGAUUCCCUGAAGUUGCCCUUCACUUUGUUAAAGAUGAAAGGACCAGGUUCAACCUGGCUUUGGAAAGUGGUAACAUCAGUAUAGCUGUUGAAGCAGCCAAAGAGAUCGAUGAGAAAGAUCACUGGUAUCGACUUGGGGUGGAGGCUCUGCGCCAAGGUAAUGCUAAAAUUGUGGAGUUUGCCUACCAGCGGACCAAGAACUUUGAGAGGUUAUCUUUCCUUUAUCUCAUCACUGGCAAUAUGGAAAAGCUGUCCAAAAUGAUGAAGAUUGCUGAAGUGAAAAAUGACGUGAUGGGCCAAUUUCACGAUGCCCUCUACCUUGGAGAUGUUAGAGAGCGUGUUAAGAUCCUGGAGGGUGCUGGGCAUUUGCCUCUUGCUUAUAUCACAGCCUCUGUUCAUGGUUUGCAUGACAUUGCUGAGCGUCUGGCAGCUGAGUUGGGAGACAACAUUCCCUCUCUGCCCAAAGGUAAAACUCCGUCACUUCUAAUUCCACCUCUCCCUGUCUUGGGUGAUGGUGAUUGGCCUCUUCUGAGAGUCAUGAAAGGAAUAUUUGAAGGAGGGCUAGAAAGUGGUGUCAGAGGGGCUGUUGAUGAAGAAGAAGACGGUGAAGGAGAUUGGGGCGAGGAGCUUGAUGUGGAUGAUGUUGACGGAUUACAGAAUGGGGAUGUGGAGGCAAUUAUGGAUGAUGCAGAAGCUGAGGGAGAGAACGAGGAGGAAGGUGGAUGGGAACUUGAAGACCUUGAACUCCCACCAGAGCUUGAAAUACCGAAGUUAUCUGCUAAUGCACGUUGUGCAGUCUUUGUGGCACCGACUCCAGGCAUGCCCGUAAGUCAAAUAUGGACCCAGAAAUCAUCUCUUGCCGCUGAGCAUGCGGCAGCUGGGAGCUUUGAUACCGCAAUGCGGUUGCUGAACAGACAGCUCGGCAUAAAGAAUUUUAUGCCCUUGAAAUCCAUGUUUCUCGAUCUUUUCUCGGGCAGCCACAGCUAUCUGCGUGCCUUUUCUUCGUCUCCAGUGGUUUCCCUUGCCAUCGAGCGUGGGUGGAAUGAGUCUGCUAGUCCCAAUGUCCGUGGCCCACCAGCCCUUGUUUACAGUUUCUCUCAGCUUGAAGAGAAGCUCAAGGCCGGUUACAAAUCUACCACUGCAGGAAAGUUCACCGAGGCUCUUCGUGUUUUCCUAUCCAUCCUCCACACCAUCCCACUCGUAGUAGUCGAAUCAAGGAGAGAAGUUGAUGAGGUCAAGGAACUUAUCAUUAUCGUUAAGGAAUACGUUCUUGGUCUGCAAAUGGAACUCAAGAGGAGGGAGAUGAGAGAUGACCCAAUACGGCAACAGGAGCUGGCGGCCUAUUUCACACACUGCAACCUACAAACCCCUCACCUAAGGCUCGCCCUUCUCAGCGCAAUGAGUGUCUCCUACAAGGCCAAGAACCUGGCUACAGCUUCGACUUUCGCGAGGAGGUUACUAGAGACAAACCCGACAGUGGAGAGCCAGGCCAAGAUGGCGAGGCAAGUCGUGCAGGCGGCGGAACGCAACAUGACGGAUGCGACCCAGUUGAACUACGAUUUCAGAAACCCUUUCGUGAUAUGCGGAGCCACAUAUGUGCCGAUCUACAGGGGACAGAAGGACGUGUCGUGUCCGUACUGCACGGCUCGGUUCGUGCCAAGCCAGGACGGGAAGCUCUGUACAGUGUGUGAUCUUGCAGUCGUCGGGGCUGAUGCUUCUGGUUUGGUAUGCUCCCCUUCUCAAGUCCGGUGAUCUGUCCAAAACAUUGUUGCCCCCAAAAAAACAAAAAAAAAAUCCUCUCUGCAGUGGCAAGGUAAGUAAAGAGAAGUGUUGUUCUUUCUUCGUAUGGUGAAAUAUCAAACCUGUUUGGUGCUGUCUACCGUGAUCAGAUUCACCCGAUCUCUGUUGCAAGUUAUAUCUUAUAGUUGUUUCUUAUGUAAUAAGC
Tarenaya hassleriana is the source of this 4106-nucleotide messenger RNA. Its product is annotated as coatomer subunit alpha-1-like. The transcript has 4 exons. Bases 260 to 3913 code for a protein of 1217 amino acids. NCBI's taxonomy places the organism in Eukaryota, Viridiplantae, Streptophyta, Magnoliopsida, Brassicales, Cleomaceae. Gene Ontology annotation, molecular function: protein binding; structural molecule activity. The record is from RefSeq and is a predicted model, not a curated record. Gene Ontology annotation, cellular component: COPI vesicle coat. Gene Ontology annotation, biological process: endoplasmic reticulum to Golgi vesicle-mediated transport; retrograde vesicle-mediated transport, Golgi to endoplasmic reticulum; intra-Golgi vesicle-mediated transport.